This is a messenger RNA of Lathyrus oleraceus (garden pea), 1668 nucleotides long. RefSeq lists its product as uncharacterized. The coding region runs from base 1 to 1668 and encodes 555 amino acids. The record is from RefSeq and is a predicted model, not a curated record. The transcript is spliced from 6 exons. Lineage: Eukaryota; Viridiplantae; Streptophyta; Magnoliopsida; Fabales; Fabaceae.
AUGUGGGACAUAUUAGAAGUUAGCCAUGAGGAAACUAAUGAAGUCAAACAAGCUAGGAUCAAUACCUUGAAUCUAGAGUUUGAACUAUUUCGCAUGAAGCAUGGUGAAACCAUUGCCGACAUGCAAAAGAGGGAAUGGCAACCCAAGGUCACCAUAAUCAAAGAAACGAAUGAUCUUAAAACACUUGAUCUCACAACUUUAUUUGGAAAGCUAGAAGAACAUGAGCAAGAACUCACUUUCUUGGAAAACAUGAAAAAGAGCAUGGGAAGAAGUUCAAAGUCCUCAAACAACGAGCAGAGUGACUGUGAAACAAGAGAUGACAAGAAUUUAGAUGAUGAAGAGAUGGAGUUGUUCAUCAAAAGGUACCAAAGGUAUAUAAGGAAAAAUGGAGUCAAGCACUCCGACAAGAAACUAAAAAAAUUUAGAAGGCUAUCUAACUCUUUAAAGGAAGAUGAGAAUAAGAAGGGUAAACUUAUAAGUUCAUGUUGCAAUUAUGGAGAAGUCGGUCAUUAUAGGACGAAUUGUCAUAUGAUGAAGAAAGACAAAGAGAAAGGCUAUUACAAGAAAUCUAGCAAGUCUAGAAUAGCAUAUGUUGUUUGGGAGAGUGAAAGUGAUUCUUCAAGUGAUGAAAGCUCAAGUUCAAGUGUCAAAUUGUCCCCUUUUGAAAAUCUACAUAGAGAAGUCGUAUACACUUUUAAAAAUUUAGCUUCACACAAAAGAAUCUUUUCAAACAUAGAAGCUAAAGCUUUAGAAACCGAAAAGAAGAUGGAAGCUCUUAAGAAAUAUAUGGUAGAUAUUCAAAAAGACAAUAAUGAGGAUGAAGAACCUUCAUGGUUUGGUUGUGAGACUUGUCACAUUUGGCAAAAAGCAGUAAAUACUCUUCAAGCUAAAUUGGACAAAACAUUACAACAAAAUAUUACAUUUUCUAUUGAUCCAUCAAAGUAUGAACGGUCUUUGAACCCUUCAUAUAAAAAGUAUAAAUAUGUUCAAAAGGACUUAAAUAGAAAAAUUACAUCUCAUCACAACUAUCUUGUAAUUAUUGUUGCAAGAAAGGUUGAAUGUCUUGGCUCUACGGAGAAAAUUUGGUUUCUUGAUAGUGGAUGCUCAAGACAUAUGGGUGACAUAUCUCUAUUAAUUGAUUUUGUGUCAAAUAAGAAGGGGUUCAUUACUUAUGGAGACAACAACAAGGGAGAAAUACUUGAAAAAGGUAGUGUAGGUAAUCCCUCGUCUACUACUAUUUCCGAUGUUAUGUUAGUUGAUGGUGUUAAACAUAACCUCCUUAGCAUUAGUCAACUAUACGACAAGGGCUUUAAAGUUACUUAUACAAAUACUUGUUUCUUGUUUGAACAUAAUGAAAAUAAGGAUUGUAUGUUUAAAGGCUUUAGGGUUAAUAACACAUAUAUUCUUAACUUAGAUGAUGUAUCAUUGGAUAAUCUUGGUAAGUUUCAUGCGAAAGUCGAUGAAGGUAUAUUCCUUGGAUACUCUCAAUCUAGAAAAGCUUAUAUGGUUUAUAACAAAAUAUUACUUAUUGUUGAAGAGUCGGUACACGUCACUUUUGAUGAAUCUUAUCCGAGAAAUGUCGGGAAAUGUGUUUCUUUUCAUGAAAAAGGAAUUAAUCAUCCUAAAGCGGUGGAACAUGAGAAAGAAGAAGAUAAAAAUUGUGAAUAG